GCGUCAACAUUGUGAUGACAUUUACUAUAUAUAUGCUUUAGCUCAGGUGUUUCAAACUCAAAAUGGACCACAUACCUGAGACACAGGUAAUCUCUGAGAGCAUGGAGCAGAAUAACAACAACUCAAGAAAUGUCAGCCGCAAACGGUUGGUCAGAAAAAGGUCAUUCCUUGAUGCCCUUAGAGAGAAAUACUGUGUAAAUAUGAACGAUGAUAAUUAUGAGUUCGUGCACAUUGUGAUCACGGGUAAACCACGCAACAAUGGAACGGACGCGGAACUCGCACAUUUAAGAAAUGUCGUGUUAGACCGACAAAACAUAUCCCAUGCUGGACUUCCACAGGAGGGACUCACUUCCAUCUGCCCUAAUGUGGUUGACCUUGACCUUGCAUGUAACAACAUUGACAACUGGCCAGAAAUACUGCAGAUAAUUUCAAAACUUCCCAAGCUCAAGUUUCUCAAUCUCAGUGGCAACAAACUCAUGAGAGAUGAGGAAUUGCUUCGUGACUGGCCUCAGCAACUACCAGGCGUGGAGAACCUAGUUUUGAACAAGACUGCCAUCACCUGGCCGGAGGUGGAGACACUAGCACAACGACUGCCUACUUUGAGAGAACUGCAUGUCUGUGGGAAUGAUUUUGAUGACCUUGAAUGCGAGUGGAAGCACUUUUCGAAAGUGGAAUGUUUACGACUCAACAACAAUGCUAUCAAGAGCUGGUCAGAAGUGUGGAAACUACGUGACCUCCAAAAUCUAAAAAACCUCAUACUCUCUGGCAACCCUUUACAGGAUGUUCAUUAUGAUCCCAGUUGUCAAGGCAACCUUCCAUGUGACCUCAAGCCAAAAAUAACCUCUGUGCAAGACUGCAAUGCCAUCAUUGAUGCCCUUGUGUCAGAAGCUUGUCAGUCUGGAGAUAACUCCGUGAAUGAGAAAUGCUGGAGCAUUGUUGAUGAGCUGUUCAAUGAGGCUUGUUAUAUAGCUUGUGACUCAUGCAACCCUAAGACAAAUGAAAGCAAUACUUCAGAUACUUUCCAACCAAAGAAAAGUUGCAUACCAGAAAAUUCUGUAAAACCCAAUGCCAAAUCAGAUCAAGUGAAGGGGACAACUCUGAGACUCCUGAUUUUCCAGCAGCUGCACACAUUGUGUUUGAGCAAGACUAGCAUCAGCGACUGGGAGCACCUGCAGGCAUUGUCUCAGUUCCCUUCCCUUUCAUCAGUGAGGCUCACGGGGAUCCCACUUGUUGCACAGAUGGAGCAGGACGACCGAUGGAUGUUGUACAUAGCUAGCUUACCGAACAUCAAGCUUCUGAACGGCAGCGAUAUCACGAACACAGAGAGAGAGAAGUCAGAGCGGUUCUUCCUACGACACUUUCUUAACACUGCUGAGAGCGAUCGGCCAGCAAGAUUUGCUGAACUGGAAAGGAAACAUGGCAAACUGACACAGAUAGUUGACAUUGACCUGGGUGCAAGGUACGAGGAAAGGCCAACCUUGACCUUCAUCCUCUGUGGGAAAGUGGCAUUUAAGGAAAAGAUCCAUGUUGUGGGACCUGUAGGGAAGCUGCGCAAGUUUGUGGCCGACAAGUUGGGUGUGCACAAGCGUCAGUUCCGGAUGUUCCACCAGUCCAUGGUCCGGACAUGCAUCGGAGAACUCCCCGACUUGGAGGAACUGUUCCUGGACUCACUUCCAAUGAGCAGAUUUGACUUCUUGACCGGUGAUGAGAUCCAUAUUGAUCUAUUCUCAUACCAAUAACAAGAUGGAGUCACACAAUAUUUGACUCAGUUUCAAGUUAGAUACAGUUAUCAGAACGUUUUAAGAACUGACUUCAGUGUUUAUGCUGUUAUGAAGGGAUAAAUUUGAAAAAAGGACUGCAAACUGUUUAAAUCCAUUAAGAGGCACAUGCAGAGUGUGCACACUGGUUGUUACAUUAAUACCUUCAUAAAUGCAAAUACAUUUGAAGGAAAGUAUGAUACAUAAAUGUGUCCGACUACGCAUAACUCCACAACAUGCCAACUGAGUGCUGAAAACCACAAAACUGUAGACAACCCCAAGGAAUCAGUGACACUGUUGAGCACAAUAAUGCAACUCAAGAACCUCGUACUCUAUUUUCAUAUUAUGAGAAAACAGUAGUUUCUUAGUGGGCAUGGCUUAAUGUCUUUUGGGUUUAUGUGCAAACAAUUUUGCUUAGUUAGCCAUUGAAAUGAAUCAGGAUUGCAAUUUAUUCAUAAAAAAGCCUAAAAAUGUAGUCAGAAUAUUUAUUACAAGAUCGUUAAAUGUAUGUCGGAAAUUUUUUGUACUCUUGCAACCUCUAAAAGGUUAGCCAAGGCAUUCCGAAUGAUAGUUACAAACUAUGGUGAGCAUGAAGAUAUGAUUUCUGUCAGAUUGUGUAUAUCGUUGACAUGGGUGUAUAACAAACACUCCUGUUAAGUAGUGUGUUAAAGAAGACAGUUUUGUCAUGCAGAUUUGCAUCCAAAUCCACACAUGAAAUACAAUUUCACAAAGAAGUUUAGUAAAUUAUUUAAGAGAUGUCUGAAAUAUAUUCCUGUUUGUUCCAGCUGAUUAACUGCAUUAAUUUGAUUAAUUCAAUUUACUUUUAAGUUCAUUGACAUGACAUUGAACUGAUAAUGUUUUUGAUUUUUAAAAAAUGCAACAUUACAGCCAUACCUUACAGUAGUGUGAUGAAACAGCAAAAAUAAUUGGUUGGAUCAUCAUAGAUAUAUAUAUAUGUAUAUUUAUUAAUAUAACCUAUAACAGCAAAAAUUAUAAUGUGAAUGGAACUAUGCAUUAUGAAUAUAUCAUAAUAUCCUAUGUUUAUCUCCCUCCAUACUAUGCAAAGGGGUGAAAUGACAUCACUGAUUCAAUGCAUUGUGGUACAGGGUAUGUUUUUUCUGUAUCUAUAUGUAGUGAUACACUUGCUUGAAUAAAUAAUAUGCAACAGUUGUAAUGACCACUCCAGUGCUUUUGUCAGUCAAAUAUUUUGAAAAUGUGUUAUAAAACAUGGUUCUUGACGAACCCUUUCCUUUUGAACGUGUUCUGAAAUAUUAACUAUCAAAAAGAAGUCUCCACAAUUUGACGUAAAUAUGCAUAUUGUGAUAUGCACUGUAUCGUAUCAUGACUUAUGUAUUAUUAUACUUAUCAUAUCUGGCUGUAUCAUUUCACCCCUAAUUAUGCAUGGAACUGUGUGUGAUAAUACUACUCACAUCAGCGUCUGUGUACAUACUUAAUGAGUAUAUAUGCUAUAAAUGAACAAAUACCCCAUAUUUCACAUACUCAAAAGUAAACCUCUAUGCAUCCUUUAUUUGAUGCAUUUUCAUUUUAUAACUCUGGUGUUUUUGAACAUGGGGGAACCCCAACAAUUUUAGGAGGAGUUUAUAUACCUUACUUCAGCUCAGGUGUAAUUUGUUAGAUUUGUGGGAAUACAAUGGAAGGAGUUACUUUGUAUCGGUUUAUCAGUUGUGCUUACUGGAUGAGAGGCUUCACAAAGUAACUUCUUUCAGUGUGCCAUUUUUUGCAGCAACAGCGAUAGCCUUGACGCUUUGAGGAAAAUUAUGUAUGCCAGAAUUUUAUUGCAGAUUUCUUCUCCUUUCUUAUUGUUUAAGGCUAAGAAUAUCAUAGUUCACAAUUCACAUCAGCUAUUAUAAAAAUAAAAACCCUGCAUGAAAGUAUUGCUAUUUUCUGUAGAUUUGUAACUUUCAUUUCUUGGUGUGUUUGUUAUGUAUUUGUCAAUAGGUAUGAGAUAAAGUGCUAUCAUCUCACAUUCGCAGUUAAUACUUGAAGAAAGGUUUCAACAAAUGUACAAAUGGAAAGAUGUUAAAAUUAAGAAUGUUUUCAGUCAGUUCUCUAUAAAAAUGUUUUUGUUAAUUUCUUUUAAUUAUGAACAGGGCAGGCAUUUUCUUUUAAGGAGAAAAUAUUUCACUUUUAAGAAUCCACAGCAGAAUUGCCUUGUUUGCUUUUCAGUCUAUAGGAUACAGACACUAUUUUUGUUUAUUAUUACUACUUGUGUGAUAACUUUGUUAUUAACAUUAUAAUAUUCAUUAUUUUGCUAUUUAAUUCAUCCCCAUGCUACCAUAUAAUAGUGUCAUGUUUGUAGCAUAGUUAAGAAUCAGAAUUGUAAUAUAUGAGCAUAUUUUGGUGGUUGUCUUCUGAAUGUGAGUCAGAGUUCUUUAGUCAUGUGUAUCACAUGUUGUGUAUCAACUGAAUGUGUAUAUUUAAGUUAUAGAUGUGUUGUCAGAUAUUUUCUGUUAGCACGCCAAGCCAA
Haliotis rubra (blacklip abalone) is the source of this 4245-nucleotide messenger RNA. RefSeq lists its product as uncharacterized. NCBI's taxonomy places the organism in Eukaryota, Metazoa, Mollusca, Gastropoda, Lepetellida, Haliotidae. The transcript has 10 exons. The record is from RefSeq and is a predicted model, not a curated record. Bases 63 to 1739 code for a protein of 558 amino acids.